Messenger RNA from Spodoptera littoralis (African cotton leafworm), 2004 nucleotides. The record is from the annotation of a GenBank genome assembly. NCBI's taxonomy places the organism in Eukaryota, Metazoa, Arthropoda, Insecta, Lepidoptera, Noctuidae.
AUGAAAAAUAAUAUUUUAUUUUUAAUAUUUUUUUAUUUAUUACAAAAUAGUUCAAGUUCUGUAUAUAAUUAUGAAGAAUAUGUGACUGUUGAGGAAGAAGAUUAUGCUGUACCGAGAGAAUGCAGAGGUUACUGUGACGAAAAUGGGUUUAGAGAAAAGAGGUCAGGAUCUCAAGUCAAGAGUCAUGUCUUAGAAGCAAUGAUGAGCACUAAAGUGUUGCCUUUAAAAAAGGAUGAACCUGAUAUAUUUGCAUUUUUGAGAGACCAGUAUGAAUUGCCUAAAGGUUUCAAAGGACCUCUCUCGGAAUACGACUUCAUAAUCGUGGGAGCAGGAUCAGCUGGGAGCGUGUUGGCUUCCCGUCUCACGGAAGACAAGAAGACUACGGUCCUGCUCAUAGAAGCUGGUCGUGGAGAGUCACUGAUAACGGACGUACCAAUUCUGGCACCGGUGCUACAACAAACUGAUUAUGUUUGGCCUUACCUCAUGGAAUAUCAGCCAGGAGUUUGCACAGGGAUGGUGGAUGGUAAGUGCUUCUGGCCGAGAGGUAAAGCGGUGGGUGGAACAAGCGUGGUCAACUACAUGAUCUACACCAGAGGUAUGCAGGAGGAUUGGGACAGGAUCGCAGCAGCCGGCAACUAUGGAUGGUCAUAUAACGAUGUUAUACCGUACUACAUAAAAUCAGAACGGGCUGAUCUGAAAGGACUUAGAAACUCGCCGUGGCAUGGACGAGACGGUGAACUCUCCGUGGAAGACAUCCCAUUCAGAUCUAAGUUAUCUAAAGCCUUUCUGGACGCAGCGAAAUUAUACGGUCAUCGCAGAGUAGACUACAACAGCCCAGACGCAUUUGGAUUCAAUUAUAUUCAAGCAACGCUUACCAGAGGACAGAGGGCCAGCAGUGCCAAAGCAUUUCUACAUAAGAACAAAAAGAGGAAGAAUCUACACAUCUUAGUAUCCAGCAGAGCAACUAAAGUUAUUAUAGAUCCCGUUAAUAAACAAGCAGUUGGUGUUGAAUUCCAUAAAAAUGGACGAGUAUACCAAAUCAGAGCCAACAAGGAAGUAAUACUGUCAGCAGGUCCCAUUGAAUCACCACAUUUACUAAUGCUUUCUGGCAUAGGACCAAGAAAACAACUGCAAUCUUUUGGAAUACCCGUAAUACAAGAUCUCAAAGUGGGCGAAUCACUAUAUGAUCACAUUUCCUUCCCGGCUUUAGCAUUUACUUUGAAUCAGACGAGAUUAACACUUGUCGAGAAGAAAAUUGCUACAAUACAGAAUACAAUCCAGUACGACCAAUAUGGUGAUGGUCCCAUGUCUUCUUUAGCCGGGGUCGAAACUAUUGGAUACAUAAAAACGAACAUAUCUAAUGAAAUUGGCGACUAUCCAGACAUUGAAUUGUUAGGAUCCUGUGCAUCUUUAGCUUCUGAUGAAGGAACUAUUGUAGCCAAAGGUAUUCGUAUGGCCGAUUGGCUGUACAAUGAUGUCUACAAACCAAUAGAAAACGUUGAAAGUUUUACUGUCCUAUUCAUGUUACUGCAUCCUAAAUCAAAAGGUUAUUUGAAGUUGCAAUCGGCAGAUCCUUACCAACAACCUGCCCUAUAUGGUAAUUACCUAACACAUCAACAGGACGUAGACACAAUGAUAGCUGCAAUAAGGUAUAUUAUCAAACUCGUGGAUACACCGCCAUUCAGGAAAUACGGAGCAACAUUGCACAAGAAGAAAUUCCCGAACUGUAAGCAACAUGAGUUUGGAAGCGAUAGUUAUUGGGAGUGUGCUGUGAGGACAGUGACUGCGACGUUGCAUCAUCAAAUAACGACGUGUAAGAUGGGUCCUCCUACGGAUCCUGAGGCGGUGGUAGACCCAGAACUGAGAGUGUACGGAGUCAGUAAUUUACGAGUCGUUGACAGCAGUAUUAUACCGAGGACGAUAGUCGCUCACACAAACGCACCAGCCAUUAUGAUUGGAGAAAAGGGUGCUGAUAUGAUUAAGAGGACUUGGAAGUUAUUCUAA